This is a messenger RNA of Adelges cooleyi (spruce gall adelgid), 4188 nucleotides long. RefSeq names its product structural maintenance of chromosomes protein 1A (gene SMC1). The record is from RefSeq and is a predicted model, not a curated record. Gene Ontology annotation, molecular function: DNA binding; protein binding; ATP binding. NCBI's taxonomy places the organism in Eukaryota, Metazoa, Arthropoda, Insecta, Hemiptera, Adelgidae. Bases 261 to 3980 code for a protein of 1239 amino acids. The transcript has 21 exons. Gene Ontology annotation, cellular component: cohesin complex; nucleus; chromosome. Gene Ontology annotation, biological process: sister chromatid cohesion.
UUGAUUUCGAUUUGUUGACUGUUCUUUGGAAAAUAUGUACUAAUAUGUACUUUUUUUUUAAUAACUAUUUUACGAAUAAUUCUACCUAAAACUUAAACGAUAUAAAAAAAAUGUUUUUACUGACGGUGUAUAAAAUUUUUUUUAAAUAGCAUUAAGCUUAGCGUCUGUAUUAGUUUGUAUCAAAUACGAUUCCCCUUUAGAAUUUGCACAUAGACUAAAGUCUUAAAUUACUUGUUAAGUUUUCGGCACAAAAAAAUAAAAUGCCGCCGGUAUUGAAAUGCAUUGAAAUGGACAAUUUCAAGUCCUACAAGGGCCAUCAUAUGAUUGGACCCUUGAAAAAUUUUACAGCGGUCAUCGGGCCCAAUGGUUCUGGCAAAUCUAAUUUUAUGGAUGCUAUAAGUUUUGUGAUGGGCGAAAAAACAAAUAGUCUCCGUGUGAAACGUCUUAGCGAUCUCAUACAUGGGGCUUCAGUUGGACAACCAGUAUCUCGCAGUGCGAGUGUAACUGCUGUUUUCCAAAUGGACGAUGAAGGAACUGAAAAACGUUUCACUCGAACGGUUCAAGGAUCAUCCAGUGAUUAUAGAAUAAAUAAUGAAUUUGUUCAGAAUCAAGAAUAUUUUGCGCAAUUAGAACAGAUAGGUGUAAAUGUUAAAGCCAAAAACUUCUUAGUUUUCCAAGGUGCAGUUGAGUCGAUUGCAAUGAAAAAUCCUAAAGAAAGAACUGCAUUAUUUGAAGAAAUUAGUGGUUCUGGAGCAUUAAAAGAAGACUAUGAUCGUUUAAAAGCAGAAGUAAUGAAAGCUGAAGAAGAAACUAAUUUUACUUACUUAAAAAAAAGAGGUGUUGCGGCUGAACGGAAAGAGGCAAAGAUGGAAAAAGAAGAAGCAGAGAAAUAUCAAAAACUGAAAGAUGAACUGGCCCGAAAAGAAGUCGAGUAUCAAUUAUUCCGUUUAUAUCAAAAUGAAAAUAUGAUUAAAAACUAUGAACUGGAUAUGGAAGAUCGUAAGAAAGAUGUUGCUAAAGUUGAAAGCAAAAAAGAGAAAGCUGAAGAAGUGGUAAAAGAAAAAAAGAAGGAACAAGGAAAAGCGAGUCGUGAAUUAGCCAAAGUCGAACAAGAAAUUAGAGAAAUUGAAGUGGAAAUUAAUAAAAAACGUCCAUCAUUCAUAAAAUCUAAAGAAAGAGUAGCUCAUAUACUAAAAAAACUGAAUACUGCAAAAAAAUCUCUUGCUGAAGUUGUUAUGGCCAAUGACGCACAUAAAAGAGAUAUUGAUGAACUGGAAGCUGAACUAAAAGAAGUUGAGAAGCGAAGACAAGAUUAUGAAGACCAAGUAGCUGGCGAGAGUCAAAGCCAGGGAAGAGAUGUACAACUCGAAGAUGCUCAGGUAGCUGAGUAUAAUCACUUGAAAAUUGAAGCUCGUAAACAAUCUGCUCUUUACUUGCAAGAAUUAGAUUCUAUUAAUAGAGAACAAAAAGCCGAUCAAGAUAAGUUGGAUAAUGAAUUGCGCUUACGAUCGGAAUUGGAAAACAAAAUAAAACAGAAGACACACGAAAAAGAAGAAGCACAAAAACGUGUGGAUAAACUUACCGAACAUAUUAAAUCCAGUGAAAAUGCUCUAGAAGAACAAAGGAGGCUCUAUGAUGAGCUAAGAAAAGACGUAGGAUCGUCUAAAGACAAAGUUUCUAAGCUUCAAAGAGAUUUAGAUAACGUGACAGAACAGUUAGGAGACGCCAAAGUCGACAAACAUGAUGAUAACAGACGUAAAAAAAAACAAGAGCUUGUAGAAAAUUUCAAAAAAGCUUAUCCUGGUGUGUAUGACCGUCUAAUCAACAUGUGUCAUCCAGUAAGUAAUCGCUACAAUGUGGCUAUUACUAAAGUUCUAGGAAAAUACAUGGAAGCUAUUAUUGUGGACUCUGAGAAAACUGCUCGUUUGUGUAUUCAAUAUUUAAAAGAUCACAUGCUCGAUCCGGAAACAUUUUUACCCAUCGAUUACCUGCAGACAAAACCUUUAAAAGAACGUCUUCGUAAUAUUAACCGUCCACACAAUGUUAAGCUCAUGUAUGAUGUAUUGGAAUUUGACCCCGAAAUUGACAGAGUUGUUUUAUUUGCGACUAAUAACGCGCUAGUGUGUGAAUCGCCCGAGGAUGCAAAUCAUGUGGCUUAUGAAUUGGAAAAAGACGGAAGAUAUGAUGCUGUAGCACUUGAUGGCACGUUUUAUCAAAAAUCGGGUAUAAUAUCUGGUGGUAGUUUGGACUUGGCUCGUAAAGCAAAGCGAUGGGAUGAAAAACACAUGACACAUUUGAAAGCAUCAAAAGAAAAAUUGUCUGAAGAAUUACGUGAAGCUAUGAAAAAAUCUCGAAAAGAAUCGGAAUUGAACACAGUAGAUUCUCAAAUUAAAGGCUUAGACAUGAGACUUAAAUAUGGAAAAACCGAUAAAGAAAACACUCUAAAACAAAUCAGAGAUCUGGAAAAAGAAUUAAAAUUCCUUGAAAAAAAAUUGGAAGGAAGUGGUCCUCGUAUUGAAGAGAUUGAGCGUACAAUGCAUACGCGAGACCUUGAAAUCCAAACUAUGCGCGGUCGUAUGAAUUCUGUUGAAGACGAUGUGUUUGCAGACUUCUGUCGUCAAAUCGGAAUGACUAAUAUUCGGCAGUACGAAGAACGCGAAUUAAGGUCACAACAAGAGAGAGCCAAGGUUCGGUUGGAAUUUGAAAAUCAAAAGAAUCGUAUUAUGAGUCAACUUGACUUUGAACGCACUAAAGACACACAAAAUAAUGUGAUACGCUGGGAAAAGGCGGUACGUGACGAUGAAGAUGAGUUAGAAAGAGCGAAGCAAGCAGAGCAGAAACAAAUGUCAGAAAUUGAGAUGGACAUGAAGGAAGUUGACCGGUUAAAGGCUCAACGACAAACGAAAAAACAAGAAGUUGAUCAGAUGGAUGAAGUUAUCAGUAAAGCUAGAAAAGAGGUUGGAGCUAUUGCUAAAGACAUACAAGCAGCUCAAAAACAAGUAAAUAAUUUGGAAAACAAAAUUGAAAUAAAGAGAGCUGACCGUCAUGCUAUUUUGACUCACUGCAGGAUGGAGGACAUUAACAUUCCGUUACUACAAGGGAAUUUGGAAGAUAUCAUUCAAGAACAAUCGGUAAAUAAUUCUGAAGAUCACGGAAGAGAUAGCACGGCUCAUUCUCAAGAAAUGUAUGACCUAGAAUCCAGAAUUAUAGUUGAUUAUUCUUCACUUCCUGAAAAUUUAAAGGAUCUAGAGGAUCCGGACGACAUAAAAAAAGUAACAGAUAAAAUGGCUAAAACUAUGGCUGAGCAAUCAAUGAAGCUUCAAAAAAUACACGCUCCUAAUUUCAAGGCAAUGCAAAAACUCGAUCAGGCCAGAGAAAAAAUGCAGGAAACUGAUCGCGAGUUCAACAGUGCCCGGACUCGUGCAAAGAAAGCCAAACAAAACUUUGAACGUAUUAAAAAAGAAAGACAUACCAAAUUUACAGAAUGUUUUGAACACGUCGCCAACGAAAUUGAUUUAAUAUACAAGGCAUUGUCCAAGAAUCAAUCGGCACAAGCUUUCUUAGGCCCGGAAAAUCCAGAAGAACCGUACUUGGAUGGUAUCAACUAUAAUUGUGUAGCUCCCGGAAAACGUUUUCAACCAAUGUCAAAUCUAUCUGGAGGAGAAAAAACUGUUGCCGCUUUAGCAUUGCUAUUCGCAAUUCAUAGUUACCAGCCAGCUCCGUUCUUUGUACUUGAUGAAAUAGAUGCGGCUUUAGAUAAUACAAAUAUUGGCAAGGUCGCUUCUUACAUAUUACUGAAGAAAGCCAAUUUGCAAACUAUUGUUAUUUCUUUAAAAGAAGAGUUCUUCCACCAUGCCGAUGCUCUAGUGGGCAUUUGUCCCGACGAAGGACAAUGUUUGAUAAGUAAAGUCAUAAUGAUGGAUCUAGCCGAGUACCCUUUGGCAGAACCAGAGGAAAAUGUAGCCUAUUCCUUACGUUAAAAUUAAGUUCAUUAUUUUUACUAUAAAUUUAGACUAUAAUAUGUGCAAGUAUUUUAUUUAUAUAUUCUAUUCAAUUAUUUUUUGAAAAAUAGUUAAAUGUAUUUAAAUGUCAUUUAAAAUUUAAUGAUAUGAUUUUGUAUUUCGUGUUUGAUACACUUACAGUUUUGAAAACCUAUGAUAAUUCCUAUAUACAAUGUAAUAAUGAUCU